UCAAAUACUUACGCGUGUGGCAAAAGAUAACGAUUUUGACUUGAAUGCAUUGGAAAGCCUUAAAAAUCUUCCCACUUCCCAGCCACGUAACUAAUUCACCUCUUCGUUUCACUCUCCGAGUCAACCGAGUCAACUCACCACCACCAAUGCCUCCGUCCACCAAACCGAACCUUCCUUGGAAGCUUCGCAUAUUGACCUCUCUCCUCAACCUCCUCAUCAACGCCUCUCGCCGCUCCAAUGGCACCGUCAACCGCCGUCUCUUCAACUUCUUCGACCGCAAGCUCCCCUCUAGCCCCAACCCCGUCGACGGUGUCAAAACCUCCGACGUCACCGUCGACGCCACCCGCAACCUCUGGUUCCGCCUCUUCGCCCCUUCCUCCUCCGUCGCCACCACCCUUCCCGUCGUCAUCUUCUUCCACGGCGGCGGCUUCGCGUUCCUCUCCCCGGCUUCAGCCGCAUACGACGCCGUUUGUCGCUUCUUCUGCCGCUCCUUCAAUGCCGUUAUUAUCUCCGUUAACUACCGUCUCGCCCCCGAACACCGUUACCCCUCCCAAAACGACGACGGGUUCGACGUGAUUAAAUACCUCGACGAAAACGGCGCCGUUUUGGGUGACAUUAAUAAUUGUUUUUUGGUAGGUGAUAGUUCGGGCGGGAACAUAGCGCACCACGUGGCGGUUCGGGUUUGCAAAGAGAAGUUCCGGUUCGUGAGAGUUAUCGGGUUGGUUUCAAUUGAACCGUUUUUCGGAGGGGAAGAACGAACCGAAUCCGAGAUCCGGAUGACGCAAGACCCGUUGGUUUCGUUGGAGAAAACGGAUUGGUAUUGGAAGUCGUUUUUGCCAAGCGGGCUGGGCCGGGACCAUGAAGCGGUAAACGUGAGUGGGCCCAAUGCGGUGAAUAUUUCGGGUUUGGGCUAUCCGAAUACGCUUGUUGUGAUUGCGGGUUUUGACCCGUUACAGGAUUGGCAGAGGAGGUACUAUGAGUGGUUAAGAAAAUCGGGUAUUGAGGCACAGAUAAUUGAGUACCCGAAUAUGAUUCAUGGUUUUCACUUGUUUCCGGAUUUGCCCGACACUUCUGUGUUUGCUUCUGAUGUCAAGGAUUUCAUCACCAAGCAAAUUGCCGACGUGAAUUAAGAGGGUUUAAAUUUGUGCAAUUAGUUGUGAUAGUAUUGAAGAGAGAAAUUAUUUGCCUUUAAUUUGUAUGAAAAGCGAAAGACAGAAAUUUGAUAGACGUGGUGUAUUUAUGUUAUGAAAUUGAUAUGGACAUAUCAUAUGGUGGUUGGGUAGUAGUUGUAUCAUAUAUGCAUUAGGUUGUCAUGCAUGUUAAAGUCAAAGAUCAUUGAUGGAGUUGCUCUAAAACCUCUCUUAUUCUCUUGUAUGUAUAAUAAUGCAUUGAUCUUUUUCGUAUUGUAUAGGUGAUAUUUUUUUUAUUAGAGAAUGUGCAUUAAAAAUUUGUGUUAGA
This is a messenger RNA of Glycine soja, 1458 nucleotides long. RefSeq names its product probable carboxylesterase 18. Gene Ontology annotation, molecular function: carboxylic ester hydrolase activity. The coding region runs from base 45 to 1130 and encodes 361 amino acids. The record is from RefSeq and is a predicted model, not a curated record. Gene Ontology annotation, biological process: pollen tube growth. NCBI's taxonomy places the organism in Eukaryota, Viridiplantae, Streptophyta, Magnoliopsida, Fabales, Fabaceae. The transcript has a single exon.